Podarcis muralis (Common wall lizard) is the source of this 1663-nucleotide messenger RNA. NCBI's taxonomy places the organism in Eukaryota, Metazoa, Chordata, Lepidosauria, Squamata, Lacertidae. The record is from RefSeq and is a predicted model, not a curated record.
GCGCCCGGUUGGUGAGUGGGUGGGUCGGUUGCCUGGCAGGGUCGAGCUGCUCCGCCGUCGCUGCCGCCGCAGCCUCCCAGCCGCCUCAGUCCCAGCGGCGACCCCUCCGUGCCAUGGCGAAGGCGCACCGGCGGCGGCAGAAGAAGAAGAAGCAGCAGCAGCGAAGCCCUCGGCCUCUCCCUGCCGACACGUAGCGGGGCCGCGUCGCCCGGCGAGGAGGGAGCGGGUAGAGAAGAUGGAAGGCAACAGCCAGCUUUGCAUUCAGCGUUGGUCUACCAGGCAUGUAGCCAAAUGGCUGAAGGAAGAAGGCUUCUGUGAGUAUGUGGACAUUUUGUGUGACAAGCACAGAUUAGAUGGAAUUACAUUACUGACGCUGACUGAAUACGACUUGAGGUCUCCUCCUCUGGAAAUCAAGGUUCUAGGUGAUAUCAAGCGGCUCAUGUUGUCAAUUCGCAAGUUACAGAAGCACCACAUUGAAGUUUUGGAAGAGCUUGGUUAUAACAGUGAUAGUCCCAUUGGUUCCCUGUCACCUGUGAUUGGCUCCCUUCAAGGAACAGACUGGCUUUGCAAUGGCGAGGUUCAACGGGAUUGUGAUGACUGUGAGCCUGUUGCCGAUUUGAACCCUGAUCAGUAUGCAAAUGGAAAAAACAAACAUCCUACGCGAAGACUGAACCCAGAGUAUUGGAAGACAGCUUUGAGUUGUAUAUAUGUUUUUAUUGUGUUUGGCUUCACAUCAUUUGUCAUGGUUAUCGUGCACGAGAGAGUUCCUGACAUGCAGACAUACCCACCACUACCAGACAUAUUCCUAGACAGUGUUCCUAGGAUACCGUGGGCUUUUGCCAUGACUGAAGUAUGUGGUGUGGUUCUCUGCUACAUCUGGCUGCUCGUUCUUCUACUUCACAGACACAGGUCGAUCCUUCUGCGACGGUUAUGCAGUCUUAUGGGGACAGUGUUCUUGUUGCGUUGCAUUACAAUGUUUGUGACCUCAUUAUCUGUGCCAGGCCAACAUCUGCAGUGUUCUGGGAAGUUGUAUGGCAACGUGUGGGCAAAACUUCAGCGAGCCUUUGCAAUCUGGAGUGGGUUUGGCAUGACGCUAACAGGAGUACAUACCUGUGGAGACUACAUGUUCAGCGGCCAUACGGUUGUCCUAACCAUGCUCAACUUCUUUGUCACCGAAUAUACGCCAAGAAGCUGGAAUUUCUUGCACACACUGUCCUGGGUGCUGAAUCUCUUUGGGAUUUUCUUCAUUUUGGCAGCCCAUGAACAUUACUCCAUAGAUGUCUUCAUUGCCUUCUACAUCACCACCAGACUAUUUUUGUCGCAGGCGCGGCCUCCCAGCACCAUCGAAACCCGCGAUUCUCGUUCGUUCGCACUGCGCAUGUCUGCUCGGCUGCCCCGUCGCAGUCCGCCCCUCUUCUCCUCCCUCCGAAGUCCUGCCCCCUUUCCGCCCCUCCCUCCUCGAGCCGAGGACCCCGCCGGCCCGCGGCAUCUCCUCGGCAGGGCUGUCUACUCCAGCGCCUGCGUGGGCCGCGAGACUUCCCGCGCCCAUCCCCGCUCUCUCUGCAUCCCUCCUCCUGCAUUUUGCCGCCAAGUGUCUCCUCGGCGCUCGCUUGCUCGCCGCCGGCCCGUCUCCGUAAGCGUCCCCGGGGCCGCUCCAACUUAG